GUAUGCGCCUUCUCAAUUCGACUGGUGAGACCCGCUUGUGGGAGGCCAGACGAACCGAUUCGCCACUGUACCAAAACACUAAACACUAAGGUAGUAGUCGAAGGACCAAAAUGUUUGUGUAACUAUGCAAAUAUGUAAUGCAGUGCAAUGCAAGAUUAAAUGCUGUUAAGGAGUACCACUCAAAUAUUGAGAUUGUAGGAUGCAAAAUAAAACACUGUUAACUGUAACGCCUUGCGAAUGGUACUGAGUUUAUUAUAAAAGAAAACAUAAUCUGUACAAUGCAUUAAAAUGACGUCAAACACGAGCCCGCGCUCCAAUUACGCUAACAUAUAAAAAUGUACGGGUUUACUCGUACAGUAAUUAUUAUAAAUCCAUAUAGUUAAUUUUAUAAUAAUUACUUACUAGAAUUAAUUAUUAUGAUACCUACCUAUUAUCUAAUUACAAGAUUUCUUGCGAGAUCAGGAUAAUGUAUUCGUGUCCAUUCUGAGCACCCGGAAACUUAUUUUAUUCUUUGAAACAUGUACUCUGUGGCGGCAAUCAAACAGUGUCAAAUGUAGUGCGUGUGGCGCGGCGGCGACGAUUAAGUAUACGAUAUCAAUAGUAGCCGCCGGCACGUGUAUCUUGACCUUGUACUUUCGAAUAGCUGCACAAUUUCUUUGACAGGUCAGUAUCACACCUUUGAUGACGCCGACAACAAGACGCCGCGCACCAUCAAAGUGCCGAUGGUCAAAACUAGUGAUGCACUCUUUUUUCUUUUAAUGGAUAUUUUCAUUCGCUAUGUAUAUUUAUGGUAUUGUUCGUAAUGCGCAUAAGUCCAAUUUUCCAAUUUUUCUUUCAUAAUAUUUUUUGCGUCUCAUAGAGUCCCUAAGCGUAUACCCGAACUCCUUUACUCCCUGAAACGACACUUAUGCUAAGAUCUAUAGACCGUACUCUGACUUUGCUCAGACUUUACUUUCGAGCUAAGACAACGUCGGUAUUUAUAGGACUAACUUCUAAAUCGUGCUGAGUGCGCGCUAAGCAAAGCCUAAGUCAACGCAAUCGACGACUUACGAAAAACUCAAGAUAUUAUCCUAACAAAAGUAAUGGUCCAAAAUUACUUUACACUCUCAGAGCAACUGAAAACUCUUUAACUUUGUCGUAUUUUUUCAAAUGCAAUGAUGCCACUUUAGAGAGAACUUCAUGCAAUUAAGGAAAUCGUAAGACUAAAAAUUUAACAAUAAUGCUGCUAUAAUUUCUUUAAAAAUAGAAAAAAAAAAUAUUGACAAUAUUUUAUCAUAAUAAAAUGAUUUUGAUUGAGGGUUGAUGAAGGUUGGGUGCUUUUUUACUUCGAUAAAAAUAUAUUUUAAAAAUAACUCAAAGGGAAAAUUAGAAUUGUCCAUGGCUACACAAUAAACACCAUAAUUUGGUCUGUGCCGUAUUCUACGUUCUGCUUCUGCAUAGUUGUUGUUUUGGUUAGCUUUCUUUAAAAUAUAACGAUAUCUCCCUAGUUUCGACCGGCUUGCUUAACUGAUUUUGUACCUUCUUUUACGACUGACCACGGCUACCUGUUCAACGGAUUUUGUACCUGCUAUACCACUGACCCACGGCUAUUCUCUUACGGACUCCGAAGCCCUAAAAUGGAAAAUACAAAAAAAAACAAAAGCCUUACUCGGAAUAUGAAAAACAAGUUUUAAUACAAUUAGUUCAAGCCAAGAUCGGUGUGAUCGAAAACUGAAGGACAGACGGCGUUUCGCUUAAAAAGAAAAGUGAAGCUUGGGAAGAAAUUACCUCUCUAUUCAAUAAUUCGAACGUGACACAAAUCGUAAGUAAAAUUAACUAAAUAAUUCAUAUGUGUAAUAAUUAAAAUGUUUUUAGUAUAUCUUCAUACCAGUCGUUUGAAUUAAUUGGCGUCAUUUUCGUGUUUAUGCUAAAGUACCUUACUGAUACUAUAUGCACAUGCAGAGGCACUCAAAUAAGUUGAACUAUAAAUUCUUGCUACAGAUACUUACAUUAAAUACUUACCCCUAUAAUAGCUCUAAGCUGUGCCAUGUGAAACAUUGACAUUUGACACCAUUUCUAAUAUUUAUCUACUAUUAAUUUUCAGGCUGAUACUAAACAAUUAAAAAAGAUGUGGCAAAAUUUAAAAACCAAGGCCAGGGAUGCCAAGACUCUGGAGGCCCAAAGGAAAAGGACAGGCGGAGGACCAGCUCUGUCAGAUAUGGGACCUUUGGAGUCUCAAGUAAUAGCUGUCAUGCCAAAUGUUUUACCAUCCAUCAACAUAGAAAUUGACAGUGAUACAAUUGCUACCGGUAGUACCCUUGGACUAGACAACGACGAGCAAAUGUGGCUCCCAAAGAGAGCUCGUAUGUCUGAUAUGGAGCAAAAUAAUAAUAUAGAUAUAGAAUUCAUAGAUGACGUACAAAAAAAAGCCCAAAGCCGAAACAGGGAAAACAGAAAAAAACUUUUGAUGAACUGAAACAGGAGCUGAUACUACAAGAAUUAGAAAAUAAUAAGAAGAGACAUGAGGAUGAAAGCAGACGGGCUGAAGAAAAAUAUUUAAAAGAAAAUGAAUUUUUAGAAAAAAAAACGAGCUUUAGAGUUAGAAAUUUUAG
Messenger RNA from Parnassius mnemosyne (clouded apollo), 2591 nucleotides. Lineage: Eukaryota; Metazoa; Arthropoda; Insecta; Lepidoptera; Papilionidae. The record is from the annotation of a GenBank genome assembly.